GAGAUGUCGAGUGCAAGACGCGGCGUGGCCUACACCAUCGACAGCAUCCUCGGUCAUCACCACCUCAGCUCUGAUGGCGUAGAAAUGAAAAGCGAGAGCGUGCACUCGGACUCCGACCACGAGCACGAACCCGAGCAGGAACACGAGCCGGGCCCGGAGCCAGAGCUCGAGGCGAGCGUCGAGCGUGCGGACCAUCUCGAGCUGGACGCCAACCGCCCGCGCAAGGUGCGCCGCAGCCGGACGACGUUCACCACGUACCAACUGCACGAGCUGGAGCGAGCCUUCGACAAGACGCAGUACCCCGACGUGUUCACGAGGGAGGAGCUCGCGAUGCGGCUCGACCUCAGCGAGGCGAGGGUGCAGGUCUGGUUUCAAAAUCGGCGAGCAAAGUGGCGCAAGAGGGAAAAGGCCCUCGGGAGGGACCAUGCCCCGUUUCUGCACCACGAGCACGGUGUCGGCGUGGAUUGGAGCGGCGUGUCGGGGGCGGUGGGGGGCGCCGGCGAGUGGUGGUCUCUGGGCUUGGGCGCCUUGCCCCCCGCUCCGCUGUGGCACGAGCCCGCUUUCACCGCGCUGCUGCACCGCUACGUGCUCCGGCUGCCGCCGCCGCCCGCCCGUUCGCCGGCUCCGCGCUCGCCGUCUCCGCUCCGCUCCCCGCAACGCUCGCCGCUCCGCUCCAGUGCGGCGGGCGCGAGCGUGGCUUCGUCGCCCGUGACGCCGGAUGCGCUCAGGCUUUUACACGAGAGAUACAGCCGAGUGCACACGUAA
Molecule: messenger RNA, 765 nt
Organism: Leptosia nina
Lineage: Eukaryota; Metazoa; Arthropoda; Insecta; Lepidoptera; Pieridae
Source: the annotation of a GenBank genome assembly